Messenger RNA from Sodiomyces alkalinus F11, 1437 nucleotides. RefSeq names its product 50S ribosomal protein L4. Gene Ontology annotation, biological process: translation. Gene Ontology annotation, cellular component: ribosome. The coding region runs from base 22 to 990 and encodes 322 amino acids. The record is from RefSeq and is a predicted model, not a curated record. Lineage: Eukaryota; Fungi; Ascomycota; Sordariomycetes; Glomerellales; Plectosphaerellaceae. The transcript has a single exon. Gene Ontology annotation, molecular function: structural constituent of ribosome.
GGCAGCGUCUUCACCAGAUGCAUGGCCACCGCCGCACCAAUACCGCCCAUUAUGACUACCCUCAAGUCUUCCUCGUCCAAGAUAUCCUCCGAGCCCUGGACACCAGGUACGCACACCCUUGAUCUUUCGUCGUCUCUUUUUCGUCAUCUCGUCCCAUCUCAACUACAAAGCAAGAUACCCUCACUAACGCAUGGCCCAUGGUCUCCAGUGUCAACCGUCCCCGUCACCAUCCACGCCUUCCCCACGCUCGCCCCCCGCUCCCUCGAAUCCUACUCGACCAAGCACCUCUACCUCCCCCUCCGCCGCGACCUCCUCCACCUGGCCGUCAUCUACGAAGCCGACGCGACGCGGCAGGGCACCGCCUCGACCAAGACGCGCUGGGAAGUCGCCGGCUCGCACCGCAAAGUGCACCGGCAGAAAGGCACGGGCAAAGCCCGCGUGGGGACCAAGCAGUCCCCCAUCCGGGUCGGCGGCGGCGUGAGCCACGGGCCCAAGCCGCGCGACUUCUCCACGCGGCUGAACCGCAAAGUCUACGACGUGGCCUGGCGCACGGCCCUCAGCUACCGCUACCGCCGCGGCGAGCUGCUCGUGUGCGAGGACGGCAUGGACCUGGCCCUGCCGCGCGACUUCACCACCUUGCUGCGGGGCGGCUUCGUCGCCGACGAGCUGGCGGCUUCGUAUCGCCGGAAAUGGGCCGAGCAAAUCCUCUUCGCGAACCAGUGGGGGAAGCCCGAUGGGCGGACUUUGUUCGUUACCGGGUCGCGCCGCCCGGGGCUGUUCGACUGCAUGCAUGAUGCCGGUAUGCAUGGCCGCUGCCUCGAGGUGUCGGAUGUGGAUGUGAAGGAUCUGCUGGAGGAGGGCCGCGUGGUGGUGGAGAGGGCCGCGCUGCGGGAGAUGUUGGAGAACCACCAGAGCGACCUGGUGAGCAAGAUCUUCAUCAAUGGCCUGUCGCGCAGUGGGCCGCCUAUUGGGGAGCCUCUGGUUGCCUGAGUUCUUCCGUCUUUCUGUACAUGAUUACGGGGAUAUCGACGUUGGGGAGUGAUGUACGUUCGGAAGAGGAGGGACCGAAAGGGACGGACGGGGGAGUGUGGGUGUCACUUCCCCUCGCUUUGUUAAGACACGUACCGUACCGGUCUUCUUUUCAGCAUACACACAUGUUGUAACAAUAUUGGACGGAGACGGGCUUGUCGUUGUUGGGGGUGGUGAGCUCGGAGGAUAUCAAUUACCUUAGGUAAGGUAGGGUGCUGUGUUGAGCUGUACAUGUACUUGUAGGAACAAGAAGAGCUCGUGCCAACUUGUACUGCGCUUCACUGUAGGUGUGCGUCUCAUGAAUGUAUAGGUACUCGCACACGAUUGAGCUUCUUGACUGGAACAUACCUAGGUACGGUAGCCCCUGGCGAUGAGCUCCUUUCACUGUCGUAGGGAGAAACAACGGCU